AAGGGGCACGUCGAUGCAUAUACUGGCAACAGGUGGUGCUCGAUCCCGCGAGAUCUAUGAAGAUGAACUACCCAUCGAUCUCAGUCGUCGAUGCAGUCAUUACGACGACUGCACCAGCUAUGGAAACAAUUGACGCCGUGGCUUUGGCUUCUCUGGCCGCUGUUUUUCUCGGUGCGCUUCUCGUUCUCCUUGUUAUUUGCAAGAAGCAGCGCUGCUACUACAACCAAAAAUACUCCCAAGAUAUGAGCUCCGAUUUAUUAGAGGGGGAUAAUUUAGGUCUUGGCUUACAUGCUUGGGAAACUGAUGAAUGGCUUGCUGGUGCUGAAAGAUGGGUGGAUGAUGCAACUGGACUUGCACCACCAUGCAUAGCUAUACUGAGAUACUGCCAUUCAUUAGCAAGAAGGAUUUCUACAACUAUUGAAUCUCUUAACAGCAGCAGCACACUGCCAUUAGAAAUAAUUGAUAUUGCAAGGUGCAUACCACAGAAAGCUGAUGAUGUAGUUCUUAGUUUAUAUCCACCAAUAGACGCAAGACUUCUUGAAGCAAGAGUUGUAGCACUUGUUCUUACUGUUACACAUUUAGGUUUAGUCACUAAACAUGGAGUUUCAAAAAGCCAAGCCAAAAAGUUAGCUUUUAUAGAUCAAGCCAUUAAUGAUACGGAUCAUUAUAUUAGAAACUACUUGCUUAUAUUGAGAAAUGCAGCCCUUGCCCAGGAAGCUGCUUGCUCUAUACCAGCUUCCACAACAGUGUGAUAGAUUCUUUUAAAAUUAUUUUUUUAUAAAGUAUUAAAUAUAAAAUCAUUUAAACUAAUUUAUUACUG
Molecule: messenger RNA, 820 nt
Organism: Ceratosolen solmsi marchali
Lineage: Eukaryota; Metazoa; Arthropoda; Insecta; Hymenoptera; Agaonidae
Gene: Tmem98
Product: transmembrane protein 98
Exons: 4
Coding region: 57-752 (231 amino acids)
Cellular component (GO): endoplasmic reticulum
Source: RefSeq, a predicted model, not a curated record